Messenger RNA from Heterocephalus glaber (naked mole-rat), 742 nucleotides. RefSeq names its product signal-regulatory protein beta-1. The record is from RefSeq and is a predicted model, not a curated record. Lineage: Eukaryota; Metazoa; Chordata; Mammalia; Rodentia; Bathyergidae.
AGCAAAGACACUGGAACAGAGAAGGCUCCUUGGGCCUCCAUGAUGCCUAUCCCUGCCUCCCAGCUCCAGCCUCCUUGUCUUGUCCUGUUGCUGUCCUUCCUGCUCAGACUCACAGGAGCAGCCACAGAGAAGAAUCUGCAGGUGAUUCAGCCUGAGAAGCCAGUGUUGGUUGCUGCCAGAGAGACAGCCACUCUGCACUGCACUGUGACCUCUCUGCUCCCUGUGGGUCCCAUCAAAUGGUUCAGGGGGCAAGGACAAUGCCGUGAGCUAAUCUACAAUUACCAGAGAGGCCAUUUUUCCAGAAUCACAAAUCUUUCAGACACCACAAAGAGAGACACCAUGGACUUUUCCAUCCGCAUCAGUAACAUCACUCCAGCAGACGCUGGCACCUACUACUGUGUGAAGUUCGAGAAAACCAGCUCUGGGGACACAGAGUUUCAGUCUGGAGGAGGCACUGAGUUGUCUGUGUGUAAGCUGAAGCAGUCUCCUACUACUACAUUUCUCAUACCUCUUAUCCUCAGCACAAAGAUGCUGCUGCUGAUCCUUAUAUCUGCCAUCUACAUCUACAAGAAACAGAAGACCUGACUGUCCAGGCAGCCCUCACUCUCCAUGGCAAUCCAGGAUUAUAAAAAUGACUACAAACUGAAAUCCUUGGAAACCAUCUCUAUAUUCACUGGGAAAAAUAAUUAUUAUCCUAUGAGCUUUAUGAUUUUGUCGAGAUUUUAAAAACUAUAUUUUACAG